AUGAGCUUGCCCGCUCUAAGAAGCGUGACCACCGUGCUGCUACUCGCCGCCUCUGCCUGCGGCGUGUCGCUGCCGCCGCCCGCCAUCGCCCAUCCGGCCGUCGCACCCCUGAGGCGCCUCGAGCAGCGGCUGGUCGACGAUGUGCCGCCGGCUGAAGCGCUGGUCGACGCAAGCCUCGCCGUGUGCUGGGCGCUUCCCGGCGAGCGCCGCAGCGCGCUGCCGCGCGACGCGCGUGAGCUCGCCGAGGCAGCUGCCUUCUUCGACUGGGAGAAUGGCGACACGCUCGCGGCGGCCUCCUCGUCCGAGCGCGCAGCAGAGGUCUUUGCCGCCGCUCGGUUGCGCCGCGUGCGCCAGGACUUUGUCGCCGUCGCGCCGCCGCCCGCCGACGACGAGCGCAUCGUCCGUGCGCUCUAUGCCGUCGCCGUCCGCGAGCUCAGCGCGGGGCUGCUCGGCCCACUCGGCUUCCCGACAUCCAAGCUUGGACUGCGCAGCCUCUACGCCGCGACGCUGCGCGCGGUGGGAGACGACACCCUCGUCCUCGCCCACUGCCUCGACACUGCGCAGUCGUGGUACAUGACCGACCCGUACAGCGGCGAGUACGACGACGGGCGGUGGUGGGACGCGACGCUGAGUGCGCUCUGCGCGCCGUACGGCCGGGUGUGCAUCCUGGGCGAGUCGAUGGGGGCGACGGCCGCGUUGCGUUUCUCCCGGCACGCCAGCGCCAAUGGCGCCGUCGUCGCGCUUGUCCCACAGAUUGACGUGCGCGAUUUUGACUACUCGGGCCGCGACGACUUUGGCGACGCGCGCAAGGAGCGCCUCCGGGCCGACCUCGUGAGCGCGUGCGCCGGCGCAGAGGCGCGCAUCGUGUUGCACGUCGGCCAGGACCCGCCCGACUUGCGCCAGCUCGACUACCUGCCACCCUGCCUGCUGGCCUCAGAGCGGGUGCGCGUCGUCAGGCACGCCGUCGCUGGCCACGCGCUCGGCGCCGGCCUCAAGCACCGGGGCGUGCUGCGGCGCACGGUGCUGUCUGAUCUGCUCGGCCACACUUACCGGCUCCCACCCGCCGGCGAGAGACACGAGACUUGCGAGCUCGAUACUAAACAUAAUACUUAA
Emiliania huxleyi CCMP1516 is the source of this 1113-nucleotide messenger RNA. RefSeq lists its product as hypothetical. The transcript is spliced from 3 exons. Bases 1 to 1113 code for a protein of 370 amino acids. Lineage: Eukaryota; Haptophyta; Isochrysidales; Noelaerhabdaceae. The record is from RefSeq and is a predicted model, not a curated record.